AUGGGAAUAAAGUCAAUCGCGAGGUUUCGUUGCGUGUCCAAGCUAUAUGCUUCAAUACAUAUCCGUCCACGUCUCCUAUUCGCGCUCCAACGAGCCAACGAUGAAGUUCUCAUCUUCUCAUCGCCGCAGCCUCAGCCUCAUCAGAAACAGCAUGAGAAGUCUCUUGUUGUAGCCGCUGAUUUUCACAUGAAGAUCUCUCAAGACUUGUGCCCAGUCUUUCGUGGCCUUACCUCUCGUUUGAUCUAUUUCUGCACUGAGACGGAUGAAGGCGAACAGCCUCUGAUAUAUAACCCUAUCACCGGAGAGCAGGCGAGUUUACCGGAGCUGAGUAGGUACAGAAAGUCCUAUAGCUUUAUAGGGUAUGGUCCGAUUGAGAAGCACUUCAAAGUAUUGUUCAUGGCUUAUCCAUAUUGUUUCGAAGGUGGUGAUCAUAGAAUUAUGACAUUAGGAACUGGAGAAAGGAGUUGGAGGAAGAUCACAUGUAUCUUACAACAUGUGCCUGUGAGUGAAGGGAUAUGCAUAGAUGGGGUUUUGUACUACAUGGGUGAGGAGAAUAACUGUGAAACGUCUUGCCAGAUAGUUUGCUUUUAUGUUAGGACUGAGAGAGUGUCAACAAACAGAGAUGGUCGAAUAUAUGUCUACACUUUGCCGGAGAAUGAAGUCUUCGUCUGUAAUGUUUUCGUUGUUGGGAUGACUAGUACAGGUGAGAUUGUUUUGUCGGACAGGUUUACAUCUAAACCCUUGUUUUACGUUUUCUACUUCAAUCCCGAAAGUAACACUCUCCAAACUGUUCAAGUCCGAGGUGUUGGAGGAUACCAUGAAGCGUUUGAGGCUGAUUGCGUAGUUAAUGCGUUUGUAGACUAUGCUGUGGAUUCCAGGUUUAUAACAUAA
Molecule: messenger RNA, 891 nt
Organism: Microthlaspi erraticum
Lineage: Eukaryota; Viridiplantae; Streptophyta; Magnoliopsida; Brassicales; Brassicaceae
Source: the annotation of a GenBank genome assembly